Anopheles darlingi is the source of this 2076-nucleotide messenger RNA. Its product is annotated as protein G12-like. The coding region runs from base 1 to 1089 and encodes 362 amino acids. Lineage: Eukaryota; Metazoa; Arthropoda; Insecta; Diptera; Culicidae. The record is from RefSeq and is a predicted model, not a curated record. The transcript is spliced from 7 exons.
AUGGGCCAGACCAAUGUACAGCCUGCAGAACAGCAUAGCAGUGGUAAAGCAUUGGCGCGAGGUGGUGUCAAAGGGUUUAUCGAGGAAUUAACUAGAAUUUUACCUAUCGAACAUUGGAAAAUGCUGUAUGAAGAAAAAAUGGAGAAUAGCUCGGCUUUUCUUCAGUUUAUGAUUAAUCUACGAAAAUUGGACUACUUGCAGAUUCAGCAUUUCUACUUGUGUUCCAAAGAAUUACGUUCGUUCGUACAGGUAUUACGCAGCUUUGGCGUAGAUAUUGACCACUGGGAGGAGACGAUAAGAUGUGAUGAGGGGAGCGGUUUUGACCGCAUGCUUGACAAUUUUUUCAUUGAUAAGGGUUGCUACUUGAGAACAGAACGACAAAAUCGGUAUAUAAGCUAUCGAUGUUCGCCUGAGAUGGUUAUACGGAAAAGAGUAAAGAAGAGUUUAAAAUCAAAAGCCGUUCAAUCAAAACUAAGAAUGAAGGUUGCAGUCCUUUUCGUUGCCUGUUUAGUAGUGUCGGUAUCUUGUGCACCAACCCAGCUCUCAUUGCAAGAUGAUUUGGAUGACUUUGUCGCAAUUCUUCCACUAGAAGAUUUAAAGAAACUAGCGUUCCGUUACAUUCUUGACAAAGAAGUGCAGGCCGCGAUAGCAUAUUUGCAGGAUGAGGAAUUCUCAGCCGUAUGGGACCAAUUCUUCGCCGUGGCUGAAGUUCGUGAUCUGUUGAACUAUUUGGAGGAGGCUGGAAUACCCGCAUAUGAUGCUUUAAACACUGUGGCAGAGUUUUUGGGAUUGAAGCCAUUGAAACCCAAGGGAAAACUCGCUACCACCGGAGGAUUAAAAGGUUUGCUUGAUGAGCUGCUGGAAUUAUUGCCGCUCGCUGAUUUGGAGGCGUUGUUUGAAGAAAAGCUAGUGAGCAGUUCCGAAUUCAAGGCUUUGUUUGAAAGGCUGCAAAAUUUUGACUACAAACAAGUGGAAGAUUUGUAUGAGAACUCUGCUGAAGUACAAUCGCUAAUUCAAAAGUUGCGUGAUCAUGAUAUUGACGUAGAUCUUAUUGUCGAACUGGUGAAAUCAUUCUUCGGAUGGAAAUAAAAGUAUAAUCAUCGAUAAAUGGAAAAAUUAGGUUUGUGAAUAAACAAAAACUGCAAAUUAUGAAACGCUGCUAUUUUUUAGGGAUAAUUCUAAAGAAAAGAAACGUAAACAAAAGGUUAACCUCAUAAAACGCUAUACAUGAUUUCAACUCAAAUACCCAACGGAGCUCCUUGUAUUGAUUGUAGCAUAAAGGUAAAUUAGAUUAAUUCUCGGCACGAAUUUUAAGAUGUUCUGAAUUUACCAAAAGAUGUAACAUUUAUUUUUUCAAGCUCUUUUCCAACAUCUUUGUCUGAAUCUCACCUUUAAAUCUCUUUUCAUUGAAUAUCCUACAUCCCUGGCAGACACAAAUUUGUGUUUUGAUUAAUGAGGUAAACAGCCAUAAUCAGGAAAAUGGUAUAAUGGAUGUCAUGCACCGCGGUGGAUCUGUGUUGUGGCAAUAUUGUGCCUUAUUACGCGAGCGGCUUGGAGGAUUUUCCUUUUAAUUUGCCAUUCGGAAAUAACAAUGGCGCCUUACAAAACGUGACACUUGCAAAUAUCAUUCUUAGGCAUUAGUGUCGAAAACAACUGAAUGCCAAACAAUAUGAAAAGAAAGAUGAUAUUUGAAGACAUUUGAUUUGGAUUGGGACAGUUCACAUGAAUAAGUUCUUUAUUUAUUUGGACAACAUUGUGAAAAUUCAUUUGUAAAAGUGUCGUUUGCAAAGCUUUUCACGGGAUUGCUAUUGCGCAUGAAUGAAAUUCGGGGUCCAGUGAAAAACUACUGUGGAGUUUUGAGCUUAAUAAAUAAUUUUCUUGAAACAUUUAUAGGACUAUAUUCGUCUAUUUUAAAAUAGAUCGAGCGUUUUUUCGUAACGAGAAUUUAGUCUUUACGAACCGGCCCUAUGCUUCCAUCAAAGACAUCUGGUUUUCUUCUUUUGUAAAAUGACGCAUAAUAUUAUUUUGAGUAAUGGCUCAUUUAAACUAACCUAGGAACAGUGAAAAAUAUCCAGA